This is a messenger RNA of Cynara cardunculus var. scolymus (artichoke), 1131 nucleotides long. RefSeq lists its product as uncharacterized. NCBI's taxonomy places the organism in Eukaryota, Viridiplantae, Streptophyta, Magnoliopsida, Asterales, Asteraceae. The record is from RefSeq and is a predicted model, not a curated record. The transcript is spliced from 10 exons. The coding region runs from base 152 to 862 and encodes 236 amino acids.
UCAAGAAAUUCGUAUAAAAUAUUCAUGGAACACCUCCCUUGAAUCACCCCCAUGGAUUAUGCCCAUCUCUCUCUAGAUCCCAACCCAUAUUUUUGUUUAUUGUCAUUCCACCUCUCUCACUCUCUUUCUUCUUUGUAAAUCAGCAAACGAAAUGACCGCCAAUUGGGAGCUCAAGAAUUGCUGUAACCAUGAUCAAUUGGUGUUUCUCAUCACUCUCGCUUUCUGCGUUAUCGUCAUUCUUGCGCUGUGGAGGACAGUAGUGCUUUUACCGUUCAAGCUUGUUACUGUAUUUCUUCAUGAAGCCAGUCAUGCCGUUGCUUGCAAACUUACAUGUGGCCAUGUGGAAGGAAUGCAGAUUCAUGCCGAUGAAGGUGGAAUGACUCAGACACGUGGUGGUGUAUAUUGGUUUAUCUUACCAGCUGGAUAUCUAGGAUCAUCAUUUUGGGGAAUGGUUUUGAUACUGGCAUCGACAAAUCUUCUUGCAGCAAGAAUUGCUGCUGGAUGUUUAGCAGCUGCCUUGAUUAUUGUACUUUUUGUUGCUAAAAAUUGGACACUUCGCGGGCUUUGCGCAGGAUUUAUUAUCGUCCUUGCUGUAGUUUGGGUUUUGCAAGAAACAACAAAAGUCCGAAUUCUUCGUUACAUCAUAAUGUUCAUUGGUGUGAUGAACAGUGUGUUUUCUAUAUAUGACAUAUACGGUGACUUAAUUUCUCGACAGGUUCACACUAGUGAUGCUGAGAAGUUUGCAGAAGUUUGUCCCUGUCCUUGUAACGGUGUUGGGUGGGGUGUCAUUUGGGGACUUGUGUCUCUCAUUUUCCUCGGUGUAGCUACAUACUUUGGUCUUGUGAUCCUGUCUCAAGGUUAACGAUGCAGCCAUUUAGAAGCUCAAGAAGUUCUACUUCUGCAGGUCAAAAAUUAUUGCACAGAUGAUUUAAUUGAAGCUGAGAACAACAUAUGCAGCACAUUUUUUGGUAAAUCUUGAAGCUUUAGAUCCUAAAACACUCAAAAUCUUGUACUUUUAGCUUCCAAAUGCUUAUAGCAGUUCAGAGGUAAUACAGAUCCUAAUGACUGAUUGGAUUUUAUUGGAAAUUGUGUAGUUAGUUUUUGUCAAAUAAAAGAGGAAACUCUGGUUUU